UUUUAUCCCUCAUCCAAUUCUUCCCCACUUCCCUAUUUUUCUUUUUCUCCCCAUUUUAUAUUAAUUUCUUUUCUAUAUAUCUCAACGUUAACCUUCCUUCUUCCUACUCAUUUCCACUCAAACUCCCACGCUUCAUCUCCGUUUAUCCCAAUCCCCGAACGAUGAGGCUGAAACCCCGUUUCCCCGACUGCAGAUUGCUCCUUCCAACCCUCGUCCUUCUGUUUCCGAACAUCCGAAACUGAUGGCCCUCUCUCCCUCGUAUUUGCCUCGAAAACCCUCCUGAAAUCGAGGUCCUUCACCAAGAUUUCGAGGGGCAACAGCAUCAGGCGCUCCUGCACCUUGAAUCUCGAUGAUAAGCCCUCGUUCCAUGUUGAGGCGAUGUCGAGUAGCCCUCGGGAGGAGGAGGGGCGCAGGCGGAAGAAACAGCAUUGUGCUAUUUCGAACGAGAACAGGACUAUUGGCAGUGCCACCCCCUUUCUGAAAGGGGGGAGGGAUCAAGAUUUGUUCUUGGAGUCACGUUUCGACUUCUUGGAGCCGAUGAUGCUAGGGAUCAGGCCGGAGUUUCCCGAGUGGCCGGAUAGGGAAACAGCUGUGUGGGCGAUGGUUGAACACAAGGCGAAUAGUUUCAACAUUCCCCUGUCGCUUAGGAUGAUCAAGAAGAAGCUGCAGUUGGAGGAGGGCUCCGCUGAGGCAGAGGAGGGUGAGGGUGGCUGUUGCUCCGUGAAGGCGGCCUUUGCCUCGAUGGUGUUCAUCAUCAUUGAGAUGCAGAGCUCCGCCUUGCACAUAAGGGAGGCUCUGUGUGAUGAGGAUUUGGAUGUGAUCAAAGCUAAGGUGCGGAAGGAGAUGCAUCUCUCGUUCGUGUGGCUGUUCCAGCACGUGUUCUCGAGGACACCGGCUUUGAUGCUGCACGUGAUGGUACUCUUGGCUGAUUUCAGCGUACAUUCGACCUCCCUAAACACCGCGAUAGGGGGGGAGGCCUCGUUGAUGGGGAGGCCUUAUGAGCAUGGGAAAAGCUCGUCUUUGUGUAUGGUGGACGCAGAUAGGGGGCUUGUUGUGGAGGAGAAGACAGAACGCGAGUCAGGGAAUCCGAGCAUUUAUCCGAGUAAUGAGUUUAGGAGCGCGAUGGAGAUGCAGCUGUGGGAUUCAAUGGUUGAUGAGGCUAACAAUGUGCGGAGAGGUGGGGAAGGCGAGGUGGUUCUUGGUCACGACGUCAUGAAACAUUUUGUUUCUCCCGUGUCUGUGGAGAUCGAGCCCGAUACUUACCAGGAUUUUUACAGGACGGACCUUCUGUACCAGAUGUACUUAUCCCUAGAGCCUAAUAACACUCUCUUGCUGCUGAACUAUGCGCGGUUUUUGCAGCUCGUGACGCGCGACUAUCAAAGGUCCGAGGAAUGCUUCAAGCGGGCAGUGCAAGUAACGCCACCCGAUGGAGAAUCUUUCUCCGAAUACGCCAACUUCCUAUGGACGGUGAAGAAGGACUACUGGGCGGCCGAAGAGAGCUUCCUACAAGCUCUGGCACUCGAGCCACACAACACACACUUCGCCUCCAGAUACGCCAACUUCUUGUGGAGCACCGGUGGCGAAGAGACCUGUUUCCCUCUCAACACGUAGGGAGUCGUCUAUCAUCAUUACCACCACCACCACCACCAUCACCACUACCAUCGCCUUCAUCAUCGUCAUCAUCUCUACCAUUGUAAAGUUAUAUAAGAAGAAUAAAAAUCCGUUCGUACCUUUCGUUUCUGGGACUCUGGAAGCUCGUCCGCAUGAUCAAUGGGGCCGGAAACCCUGGAGCACGAGCGUUUCUUUGUACAUUUGAGGGACGAAAGUCAAUAACCGAUGAAGGCGAAUAUGGAAGGGUUAAGAGGAGAAGAGGAGGAGAGGUUUGUUUAGAUGGGGUUGAUGAGGAAAGGAAGAUUUUUAUAGCAGGUUGAAAUGCAGCUCUGAAUUUUUACAAUUGUACAGAAAAAAAGGUAGAAGUUUUUUUUACCUAUAUGAGUGCCAUUGUGUACUUGUUUACACUACUCAAAAAGAAAGAAACUACAUUUGUAUAUUACUAUAAAUUUAGGAACUACAUUUGUAUAUUACUAUAAAUUUAGGCAAAGGUGUCUCUCAAUUUUCUCUAUGCUAAUUUUUGUUGACACUUAGAUGUGAGAAUUUGAUGGAUUAGAAAAAAAGGGGAUUAUGGAUUAUUGUCCUCAUGAAUGGGUGCUUUUUCCCUUCUCUAA
Salvia splendens (bonfire salvia) is the source of this 2225-nucleotide messenger RNA. RefSeq lists its product as uncharacterized. The record is from RefSeq and is a predicted model, not a curated record. Lineage: Eukaryota; Viridiplantae; Streptophyta; Magnoliopsida; Lamiales; Lamiaceae. The transcript has 3 exons. The coding region runs from base 379 to 1611 and encodes 410 amino acids. Gene Ontology annotation, molecular function: protein binding.